CACAUACUUUAACUCCAAAGUGAAAGAUAGAAAGAGAAGAUGACCAUGGCAACGAAAUUAGUUUCUUCAUUCGCCGUAUUUUUCAUCCUCUUUUUGGUCAUCUUUGAAGUGCCGGAGAUAGAAGCGCAAGAUACCGAGUGCUUGGUAGAAUACGGUGGUGAUGUGGGUUUCGCCUUUUGUGCGCCUUUGAUAUAUCCACCGUUCUGCUAUACAAGAUGCCGUGAGGACAAGGGAUCUAAAGGUGGAAUAUGCGUUUCGGAGGGCAAUAAAGUUAAGUGCUUAUGCGACUUCUGCCACGACAAUUUAAAACCACCUUUUGAUCAGAUUCUAAGUGGUAUUUGAAUAAUCUUGCAUGUGUCAUGGUUUGUGUGAUAAUCAAGGUGGACAUGUCCAAGUAAUAAUGUACUAAUAAUGAAUAAAAGUGAAACAAAAAAAGCCUGAAGUAUCUUAAGGCUCAAA
This is a messenger RNA of Brassica oleracea var. oleracea, 459 nucleotides long. RefSeq names its product defensin-like protein 2. NCBI's taxonomy places the organism in Eukaryota, Viridiplantae, Streptophyta, Magnoliopsida, Brassicales, Brassicaceae. The transcript is spliced from 2 exons. Gene Ontology annotation, molecular function: sodium channel inhibitor activity. The record is from RefSeq and is a predicted model, not a curated record. Bases 40 to 342 code for a protein of 100 amino acids. Gene Ontology annotation, cellular component: extracellular region.